Messenger RNA from Macadamia integrifolia, 1827 nucleotides. Its product is annotated as polygalacturonase At1g48100. The coding region runs from base 175 to 1569 and encodes 464 amino acids. The record is from RefSeq and is a predicted model, not a curated record. Gene Ontology annotation, biological process: carbohydrate metabolic process. The transcript has 7 exons. Gene Ontology annotation, molecular function: polygalacturonase activity. Lineage: Eukaryota; Viridiplantae; Streptophyta; Magnoliopsida; Proteales; Proteaceae.
AUCCCUGCCCCCCACUGUCCUCCACAUUGUAACAGAAACAGCAGAGAGAAGGGUGGCAGUGCAACCCCUCACUUCGCUGGAGUGUGUGUAGUCUACUGCUGGGAACCGCCGGAAAAAGAAGAAGUCUCCAUUAUAAGGUGGAUUUCAGGCUUCAGAUUUCAGGUAGCACCUUCCAUGGCGCUUGCUCAUGGGUUGCUUGUUAUUUGGGUCACUCUGUCUCUUUUCAUAUCCAAUUCAAGCAAUGUGGAAGGAAGAACUCAUUUUCACAAAAAAAAGAAAGGCACAGGCCAGGGAAGCCCAGUUUCUCAAUCCCCUGCUAUUUCUCCUACUAAUCCUCCAGGCCCAAAUGAUCCUGGGAGUCCCACCUCAGAACCUUGUGUUUUUGAUGUAACAUCUUAUGGGGCAGUUGGAGAUGGUACCACAGAUGACACCGCUGCAUUCAGAGAAGCUUGGAAAGCAGCUUGUGCAGUUGAAUCUGGAAUUCUUCUUGCCCCUUCUGAUCAUGUCUUCACUAUCACUUCCACAAUUUUCUCUGGCCCAUGCAAGCCAGGCUUUGUAUUUCAGGUUGAUGGAGUUCUAAUGGCGCCUGAUGGACCAGAUAGCUGGCCAAAAGCUGAUAGCAAUAAGCAAUGGUUAGUGUUCUAUAGAGUUGAUGGGAUGACUCUCACAGGAAGAGGCACCAUUGAAGGGAAUGGAAAGAAGUGGUGGGAUCUCCCAUGCAAACCUCAUAGGGGUCCUAAUGGAUCGACAUUACCUGGUCCAUGUGACAGUCCUGCUUUAAUUAGGUUCUUCCUGAGCUCCGGUUUGAUGAUUAAUACAGUACGGAUCCAAAAUAGUCCCCAGUUUCACAUGAAAUUUGAUGGCUGUGAAGGAGUGUUGAUUGAAAAGCUUUCUAUCUCUUCCCCUGCACUUAGUCCUAACACAGAUGGGAUCCACAUUGAGAACACAAAGUCUGUUUCCAUUUUCGACUCCGACAUUGCCAAUGGGGAUGAUUGUAUCUCGAUUGGACCAGGUUGUUCAAAUGUCCUAAUUGAUAAUGUCACCUGUGAUCACGGUCAUGGGAUAAGCAUUGGGAGCCUUGGAGUGCAUAACUCACAAGCAUGCGUCUCAAACAUUUCGGUCCAAAACGCUUUUAUAAAGGACUCAGACAAUGGGGUUAGGAUCAAGACAUGGCAAGGUGGAAUGGGCUCUGUAUCAACUAUAGCAUUUGAGAACAUAGAGAUGGAGAAUGUGAGGAACUGCAUCAUUGUUGAUCAAUACUACUGUUUGACAAAAGCGUGCCGAAACCAGACCUCAGCUGUGUUUGUCACAAAUGUUUCCUAUAAGAACAUUAAGGGAACAUAUGAUGUGAGAACCCCACCUAUACAUUUUGCAUGUAGUGACACAGUGGCUUGCACCAAUAUAACAAUGUCUGAGGUUGAGCUUCUUCCUGCAGAGGGAGAGCUGGUGGAUGACCCCUUCUGUUGGAAUGCUUAUGGAACACAAGAAACACCCACUAUCCCUCCCAUUUCAUGCUUACACGAUGGGGAACCUGAGACCCUCUUUGAUAUUACAAGUUAUGGUUGCUAGGGGAGUUUCUGGUUUUUAAAUUAGUAACACUACCAUAUGGACUAUACUGUACAGGAUAUGAAGUCCAGGGGGCCUUAUUUGUUGUAAUGGGUCCUCUUUGUGACUUUUAGGCUCCAUCCCUUAUAGGGUUUAUUUCCUUUAUAGUGUGAUGAGAUGUAGAAGAAAUGAGUGUCAUUUCUUUCAUCCCUCCAUUAUUGUAUUACCAUUAAAAUUUACUGGAAGAUGACUAUAAAAUAGGAGUGGUUUAGAUUUGUGUUA